GCGUCUUCGGCGACGUACCACAUGGCCAUUGCGGCUAUUUCGUCCGGCCGAGUUACUGUCUCCAAUGUCGGUCGGAAAAGUCUACAAGGAGUUAAUGGGCUGUAGAGUAGAACAAACGGAUCAAAGUACAACCGUCAGUGGCCCGGAGAAGGGGCGGUUGAGCGCCGUCAGCAUCAAUAUGACCGAUAUGACGGACUCUUUUAUGACUGCGGCCGUUCUUUGCGCAGUUGCUGAAGGGACCUCUGCACUGUACGGCAUAGCCAAUCAGAGAUUCAAGGAGAGCAACAGAAUCACCGUCAUGGCGGAAGAACUCCGAAAGCUUGGCGUACACGCGGAAGAACUCCCGGAUGGUCUUGAAAUUACAGGCAGAAACCACGAAGAAUUAAAGGGUUGCGUGGUCAACUGUCACGAGGAUCACCGCAUCGCCAUGAGUUUUGCCGUUCUGGGCUGCUUGGUGAAGGGCGUGAUCCUCAACGACAAAGCAUGCGUAAGCAAGACGUACCCGGAAUUCUGGGACCAUUUGCAGACAUUUUUAGGAGUCGGUCUCGCAGUCCCCGCCUUGCGCCUUGCACCUUGCCUACGAACCAGAAGCGGUCUUUCCCUUAUCCUUAUUGGCAUGCGGGGAGUUGGGAAGAGCCGGCUCGGUGCAACGCUUGCAAAAGAUCUUGGCUUUUCAUUGAUUGACUUGGAUUCUUUCAUAGAAGAGAAGAUCGGCCAGACCAUCCUUGAGUACGUGGUCGAACGUGGUUGGCCUUCUUUCCGGGACUUGGAGCUUUAUUGGUUUAAAACUAUAAUGACCAACCAGCGCUACCAAUGCGGUCAUGUGAUAGUUACUGGGGGGGGGCUUGUGGAAAACAAGAGUGCGCGGUCGUUGCUGAAGGCGCACAACUUUGUCAUCGAGCUUCGGCGCGAUAUAGAGGACCUCGCAACUUCUUCAGAUGUGAACGGCAAGCGACCGAGUUUGGAGGAAGAGCUGCGCGCCGUCUACGCCAAGAGGAAGAAAUGGUACUCGAACUGCCGCACUUUUCUCUUUCCCAUUCGACGAGGAGAAGAAGAGUGGGACGAGGUAAGAAGCGAGCUCGUCUCAUUUUGCCGCCGCGUCGCAAAUGAUUAUGUGAAGCCGCCUAAACCUGCAACUGCAAGCUUCUUUGUAUGCUGUACCUUUUCGAAUCCAAGUGCUUCGGGGGAAGAGCUUAGAGAAAUCUGCGUGGGAGCCGAUUAUAUAGAGCUGCGUGUGGACCUCUUGGAGGAUCCCACAGAAGACUUUAUUUGCCAGCAAGUAGCUCACAUUCGGCGUUGCUGUGGGAUCCCCAUCAUUUUCACGGUGCGCAGUCGACGUCAAGGCGGCAUAUUUUCUGGAAGCGAGGAAGAGCAGCUCGCACUUCUUCUGCUAGGCGCUGAGCUUGGCUGCGAGUACAUUGACGUGGAGGUUACGCUCUCCGACGCCUCCAUUGUCCGAAUCAUCACAGAAAAGAAGGCCUCGUUUAUAAUGCUAUCUUAUCAUGCACCAGAAUUCAGCGAGACAUUUGGUUGGAGCGCACUCCAAACUAAAUUCAGUUUAUAUCAUGAGAAGUGGCAAGUGGAUGUCUUCAAAGUGGUUAUUCAGGCAGAGAGCAUGGAAGACGUUUUCCAACUGCGCCAACUUGCAACCCUCUGUCAACAAAGUGUUCCCGUUACCUUAGUUGCUGGCGGAGAAAAGGGGACCCUUUCGCGCGUCCUCAACACCUUUAUGAAUCCCGUCACCCACCCGCUGCUCCCGUUUCCCGCCUUUCCGGGUCAGCUAACGAUCAAGCAGAUUAACACGAUUCGCUCCUCUAUUGGGCUGCUCAAUAGAAAAGAGUAUUGUCUCUACGGUAAACCAGUAGCUUUGUCUCUCUCGCCUCUGAUACACAACUCCAUUUUUGAAGAGUUGGGUGGGUUACCGCAUUCGUAUACCAUCCACGAAACGGACAAUGUUGACGCGGUUGCUGAAGAGCUCAAGCACCAGCCUACUACCAUCUGGGGUUGCUCCAUUACCAUCCCAUUAAAGGAAAAGGCUGUGCAAAUAGUGGAUAAACUGACACCCGAAGCGUCCGAAAUUGGUGCUAUUAACACGAUUAUUAGGGAGGAAAGUGGGCAUCUUAUCGGAGACAACACUGACUGGCUGGGAAUCGUUCGUUGUCUGAAACGCGCCGCUAAAAAAUGCAAACUGAAGAUAUUAAACAACAAAAAUACGGCACUUGUUGUAGGCGCUGGUGGAACAGCGAAAGCCGCAGUUUAUGCGCUGAAGAAGCUAAAAUUUACGACUAUUUAUGUCUAUAAUCGAACGAAAGUCAGUGCGCAUUCCCUUGCCAGACGUUUUAACGUGUUUGCCUGUGACAGUCUCAGCGAAGUCGAGUUAAUGACUUUUGACGUGGUUAUAUCAACGCUGCCCAACCACGCGGAAGUAAACCUACCGGAAAAAAUAAUCUUGUGCAAACCAGUUUUUUUCCAGGUGUCCUACAAAGCAACGAAUCUGGAAUUUUUGCGAAAAUUGUUUGAGGGAGGAUGCAAACUUAUUGGCGGCGAAGAAUUGCUCAUCUAUCAGGGGCUUGAGCAGAGCAAGAGAUGGACGGGCACACAAGUUUUGCCGGAAAGAACCAUUAGAGCUAAGCUACACGAGCGUUGUGGGAGUCUAUACAUAACAAAUUUUUUUUAAUAAAAGCUACUA
Messenger RNA from Zophobas morio, 2689 nucleotides. RefSeq lists its product as uncharacterized. The transcript has 26 exons. Gene Ontology annotation, molecular function: shikimate 3-dehydrogenase (NADP+) activity; transferase activity, transferring alkyl or aryl (other than methyl) groups; 3-dehydroquinate dehydratase activity. Bases 65 to 2677 code for a protein of 870 amino acids. The record is from RefSeq and is a predicted model, not a curated record. NCBI's taxonomy places the organism in Eukaryota, Metazoa, Arthropoda, Insecta, Coleoptera, Tenebrionidae. Gene Ontology annotation, biological process: chorismate biosynthetic process; shikimate metabolic process.